UUUUGUAUAUCAACUUUUGUAUUUAUUUUAACCUCUAAACCUUUCUAAAGUCUUAUGAAGAUAUUACACACUGUAUACAAUUAUUAUUUAUAUUAAACUGUAAACUUUUAAAUUAAAGACAUGCGCAAUAAUUUCAAUUUAAUACAUUCGCUUGAGUAAGUUUCAUAUUAGUGGGAACUGUGCCAGAGUGAAGUACGAAACGAAUGUUGUUUUUUGUACAAAUUUGUUUACAAACAUUAUUUUAUUUUAUAAAAUUUUAAUAUUUUUGAACAAAUGGCAGAACAGUUAAUAAGUGAAUUAGAAAAGGCUGCACAAAUAAUUUUGGCACCACCAAAUUUAAUUUCAACAGAACAACGUCAUUCUGCAGAGGAAGUUUUUUUAAAUUUUAGAAAACUUAAAUCUCCUUAUGAACUUUGUAAUCAAAUUUUGGAAUCUAAUACAAAUGAUUAUAUUAUAUUUGAAGCAGUUGGUUUAAUAAAGAUAGCAUUAAUACGAGAAUGGCCUUCAUUAUCACAAACAAAUAUUUCUUCAGUAAGAGAUUAUCUAUUAAAUUAUGUUAUAAGCAAACCAAACUUGCCUCCAUAUGUCAAAGGAUGUAUCUUACAAGUUAUUGCAAUUAUAAUUAAAAGAGGUAGUGUAAAUGACUCUGGACAAGCACGACAAACCAUAUUAGGACAAGUUGAAAAUUUAAUAAUGACUGGUGAUUUACCAAGAAAACUUUUGGGAUGCAACCUUAUUUCUGCUAUAAUUCAAGAAUAUAUAAUCAAUUUCAAGUCUACAAAUAUAGGUUUAACAUGGGAAACACAUUUCAUUGAAAAAAAAAUAUUUCAAACUGGUGAUUUGAAAAGAAUAUUUAAGUUUUGUAUUGGAGUAGUUGAUGAAUUAAUAAAAAAAGAUUUACAAGAAGAUAGUAUAACAUUUUUAAAACAAUUACUCCCAAUUUUGGAAAGUAUAUUUACAUGGACAUUUGUUCAGUUAAAAUAUACAAAAGAUGUGCUAGAAGAUGUUCGUGAAUCAUUAAAUUGUGUACCUUUAGAAAUAGAUAAAGAUUGGCAAGAUGUAAUGUUAGUUCCUGCUGUAUUAGAUUUAAUGUUUACAUUAUAUUGGAAAAUACGAGAAAAUCCACAAUUAGCUCAUCAUGUAAGAACUUGUUUAAUUCAAAUGGCAAAUUUGAGUAGUUCAGAAAUGCAAUUUAAAGAAAUAGAAAUGCAAUAUUUUACUAAUUAUAUGGAAAGGUUUUUAAAAUUUAUUACAAGCAUUAAUAUUAUUGAUGAAGAAGCAAAUGGAAUUGCUAAUAUUAUCAAAAAACUUUUUACAUCUUUUCGAAAAAAAUUUUGUUCUUUACCUAGUGAUAUGUUGAAAACAUUUUUGGAACAAAUGUCGCGAUUGACUUAUAUGUUUUUAGAAAAUGCAGCACAAGAAGAAUCAUUAAGUAUUGGUGAAUGCUUAUAUACUGAAGCUUUGGAUGCUUUGUUUGAUGCAUGGUUAUAUAUCUUAUCAGAGAAAGAUUUAUUCUCUUCAGAAUUUUUUAAACAAACUUUUAUUCAAAUAUUUAGUAUAUAUCUUCGAUGUCAUUUAUCACCUCCAGAAGGUAUAAGAACUAUUGAAGAUAAAGAUCUUGAGAAAGAAGAAUUGGAUAAUGAAAUUGCUGAUAAAGACAAAUUUAAAGAACAUUUACAAAUAAUUGGAAUUUUUGGUAGACAGAUUCCAAAUUAUACUCUUCCAUUAUUGGCACAAUUAAUUGAAGAUCGUAUUUUUAAAUUACGUGAAAACUUAAAUAAAUUAGUGGAACAGGUUGAAUCAUUUAAUACAAUGAAAAAUGAUUCUUUACCUAGAUUAUAUGAAGAUAUACAUUGGCUAGUACUUAUGAUAGGUAAUAUACUUUGUAUGGAAUCUGAUGGUGAACUUGCUUUAAUACCUACUGAAAUAAUGACAUAUGAUAUGGAACAGGUGCAGCAAGGAAAAGUCGAUAUGAAUCUUACACUACAAUUUUUAGCAUCAUCAGAAAAUAUUUCGUCACCUAUCGAUAUUUCUAUAGAAUCAGUAGAUCAUGUAAUUCGUUUAGUCGCAAGUAUUUUUCGUUUAUGUGCCAUAGAAAAAACUGCAAUGUCUGUUUUAUCAAACAGUAUAUUAAGUCCAGAAUUAAGUUGUACCAUAAUCUGGUUUCUGAAUAAAUGGUCUUUGCAUUAUCUUUUAUCAAUAGAAUAUCAUUAUCUUGAAAUAUCUCUUACAUUUUUACAUACUUUUGGAGACAAUACUCCUGGUGCAUUAUGGGCUACGAAUUUUCUUUUAGAAAAAAUAGAAUUUAAUAUUAAUGCUUUUAAAAGUGAACCAGCAGUAAUGGAUGAAACUAUAAAGCUCUUGAUAUCACUCGUUAGUGGCCCAAAAAAAGCCAAUUAUGUAUUGAAGUCUGAACGAUUUGGACAUAUUAUAAAUUUAGCUACAAAAGGACAACAUGACUUUCCACAAGUAGUCAAAAGAGGUUUAAUGCAAGCAAUAAUUCAAGUUGCUAUUACUGUCCAGAAUAAAAUUGAUCAAUCUUAUUGGAUACAGACUUUGCAACCAUUAUUAAACAAAUUCAAACAAAUUACCUCUAAUGAAAAUUUUUUACAGUGUUAUCAUCAAGAAGAAAUUAAAAUUCAAGUUAUAGAUAUUCUAGAAUAUUUUAUUGGAGUAUCACAAGGUGCACGAGGAUCUGAAAUAGGAUUACUUUAUCAAUAUAUGCAAUCUAUAUUACGCGAAUUACCAAAUUUAAUAUCUUUAUAUCAUAAUUAUCAAGAUAUAGUACAAUUAAUUUUGGAAUUACUUUUUGAAUGUACAAAUGGACCGGAACCAGUUCUUCGUGGACUUACUGAAACUGAAGCUACUCAAGUAUCUGAAAUAUAUUUAAGUGCAAUACAAAAUUAUGCGCGUUGUAACAUCAAUCGUUUAACUAUAGAUUCAACUGCAGAAGAAGACAGUUAUCAGGAUAUUUUGUUAUUAAUGAAGCUUUUAACUAAUCUUUUAUGUGAAAAUAUAUUGCAGGAUAAAACAGUGUUUUUGCAUGGUUUGACUAUAAUUAUGCCUAUGAUGACUACAGAUUUAUUAAAAUUUCCAUGUUUAUGUUUAUACUAUUUUCAAAUGAUAAUGUCUCUUUGUAAACAUGGUCCUCAAAAAGUAAUUGAUUUAUCAUCUGAACUAUUGCAACCACUUUUAGCAUCAGUAGAAUUAGGUUUAUUUUCAUUUGGUCAAGAAGUGUCAAUGUUAUGUUGCAAUAUAAUUGAAAUAUUAACAAAACGAAUUUUUCAAAAUAUUCAAGAUAAUCGUCCAAAAAGUCAAAUAAUGGCACCAUUUUUAAAUUUACUAAUUACUGUUAUAUUAACACAUCAUAUUGAUUCGAAUUUUAUAUCAAAUGUAUGUACAUCGCUUUAUUAUUUGAUACGUUGUUAUCCGGACGAAUAUAAUCGAAUUGUACAAAAUAUCUUAUCUACUCAAUCAGAUCAACAAGUUGUACAGAGAUUAGCUGAUGCCUUUACAAAAUUAACCGAAAAUAUGAAUUUUCAUUCGAAACAUGAUUAUAGAGAUAAAAAAAGAUUUAGGAAUUAUUUUGAUGAAUUCAUUUGUAAUGUACAGGGUUUUUUAAUGAUUAAAUAAAAUUAAUCAAAAAUA
Molecule: messenger RNA, 3648 nt
Organism: Apis cerana (Asiatic honeybee)
Lineage: Eukaryota; Metazoa; Arthropoda; Insecta; Hymenoptera; Apidae
Product: exportin-4
Biological process (GO): protein export from nucleus
Cellular component (GO): nuclear pore; cytoplasm
Molecular function (GO): nuclear export signal receptor activity
Source: RefSeq, a predicted model, not a curated record